Messenger RNA from Diabrotica virgifera virgifera (western corn rootworm), 2384 nucleotides. RefSeq names its product alpha-tocopherol transfer protein-like. The transcript is spliced from 7 exons. Gene Ontology annotation, molecular function: phosphatidylinositol bisphosphate binding. Lineage: Eukaryota; Metazoa; Arthropoda; Insecta; Coleoptera; Chrysomelidae. Gene Ontology annotation, cellular component: membrane. The coding region runs from base 375 to 1340 and encodes 321 amino acids. The record is from RefSeq and is a predicted model, not a curated record.
AGAAAAAGUCAGUUCUGCUCAACGUACACGUCCACGGCUAAAUAACAAAAACAUUAAAUAUUAAAAAUAAUAUAACCAGAUGUGUAUGUAUAUAUCACCAAUUAGUAGUCACGAUUUUUCCUCCUAGGCGACAACUUUAUUUACAAUAAAAAUAAAAAAUUGUGAAUGAAAAAUCCACUUCAGCGCAAGAGCGAAUCGAGGUAGAUAACGUAAUUAUCAGAAGUCUUUUGUUGAUUAAAAAUCGGUUUAUAAAAUCGACGGAGAUAUUCAGUUUUAGAUCAUAAUAACAAAUACUUUCGGACUGUUUUAACCGGUUUUUAGUUUCGUUUCAACUGCAGAUUGUGUCGCGACUGAAUUUUUUACACGGACCAAGGAUGGCGGCUGAAAUUAUCUUCAUCAAAGCAUCACCACUUGUUGCAGCAACCAUGUUGUCUGAUAUGGACGAGCUUCCCACCAUCAAAUUAGGUGACUACACUCUUCAGCUAGAAUUAGAUGAGCUCAAGCCAGAAGUUCAAGAGAUUGCCAAGAAGGAACUUAGGGAAACCCCUGAUGUGAAAAAGGCAGGGAUAGUGGCUCUAAGGGAUCUACUAAGAGAGGAAAAAGACCUUAAAGUACCUCUAGAAAACGACCUUUGGCUUACAAGGUAUUUGAGGCCUUGUAAGUACUACCCAGAAAGUGCCUGCGAUCUGAUCAAGAGAUAUUACAAAUUCAAAAUUACACACUCCGGUGUAUACGAUGGAUUGAUGCCCAGUAAAGAAAAGAAUAUUUUUGAACAAAAUAUUCUAACAGUACAACCAAACAGAGAUCAGUUAGGCAGAAGAAUUUUAAUUAUUGAAUUAGGAAAAAAAUGGAAAACCGAUAAGGUAUCUUUAGAUGAAGUAUUCAAAGGCUGUGUUUUGUUCCUUGAAGCCGCCAUGUUGGAACCAGAAAGUCAAGUCUGUGGAGCAGUGGUCAUCUUCGACAUGGAUGGUUUGACGCUGUCCCAAACCACCAAAUUUACCCCCUCGUUUGCCAAGAGAAUAGUUGAUUGGUUGCAGGAUAGCGUACCUCUAAGAAUCAAAAACAUCCACAUCGUCAACCAACCGUACAUCUUCAAGAUCGUCUUUGCCCUCUUCAAGCCUUUCCUUAGGGAAAAACUGAGAAACCGCAUCAUCUUCCACGGCACUGACCGCAAAUCUCUCCACCAAUACAUGAGCCCAGAAUGUUUGCCGGAAUGUUACGGAGGAACCCUAGAUUUGCCAAGGAUAAAUGGUAACCAAUGGUACGAUUUGUUGGUUAUGUGUGAUAAGGAAUAUCUUGCUAUCAACUCUUUCGGUUAUAAGAAGAAAGGAGAGCUAUAAGGACGGUACGAAGAACGCUCCAUUCACAGCCAUAUAACAACUACGAACUGUGUCCUCGUAUUUUUCGCAGCAUAAUAGAGAUAAUAACUAUUUAUUAUUUUUAUAUAAAAUCGUAUUCUAUUUUUAUAGCAAUGUUGCCAGUUUUUUCAUUAGAUAUUUUAAUUUUAGACAACGGCUCAAAGGACUAUAUUAUGUGUUAACAAUAUUUUCAUCAAUUUUUUGAUAACUUUUAUACAUUUUAGAUUAGAAACAAGUGGUGUAAGCCUUUUUCUUUCUUCUGGUUGUUUAAGUUUAAGAUAGACAUGAAGUCUGGACAGUAAACUGAUUGUAUAAACUUCAAAAAGAUACGUGUCAAAUUUUUAGAAUCUUGAUUCUUCCGUUGAAUAUUCAAUUUCGCAAACAUUGUCCAAAAUGAUAUCUAAAGUGGGUAAUAAUUGAAAUAGUUAAAAUAUUCGUUCAAUAUUGAGCAAACUUAUUGCGUUUAAAUACAAAUACAUUAAAAACAAUUAGGUACCCAAAACAGUUUUAGCCUUUUUAUUUCUUCCUACCCUUUCGUCACCAAUAUUUUUCUACCCCUUUUCCAUCUUUUUCUGGGUCUCCUUUUUCCUCCGACCUUUUAUAACUAUUUUUAAAGUUAAUUUAUAACAUAGACAUAGGCACUGUUAGUUUUUCCAUCGCAUCGGUAUAAUAAAAACCUGUCAUUAACUGAAGUAUCAUUUUAGUGACACCUUUACAUACCAACUUUAUGUAAAUUAGGGAAUUUGAAUAAUAUUUGAACAAUAAUCUGUAAUAUUUGAUACAAUUACACCAAUGAUUCAUGUUUAUCAUAAACCUUUUGUUCUUUAGUGAUUUUUACUACACUUUUACUGUCUUUUUUUUAGGUUACUACAUAUUAUAAUUAUUAUUGUACGAGUAUUAUGACCUAAAAAUAUUUGUGAUAGCUUUCAUCACUUUCUUUAAUAGUGUAUUUGUUGUACAGUAAUUAUUAGUUUUAUGUUAAUUAUACGUUUGUUUUUCAUUAUUGAAUAAAAAAUCAUACUUGUU